CCUGAACUGAAGCGAACUCCGGAGCGAACUGAGGAGAAGUGAGGAGGCGGCGGCGGGGCUGAGACUCACCAGCCACAGGCAGCGGCGGCGGCAGCGGGAGGGCGGGCGGGCGGCGGAGAGGAGGACACGCCAGGCGCAGCGCGGCGGCAACAACAGCGGCGGCAGCAGCGGGGAGACACCGGCGGCGGCUCCUCGGAAGCGGCCCCCGCUCCAGCCCGCCCUGCUCGUCCCCUCCCUCCCCCGCCGCGGAGACAGGGGGCAGCGCCGAGAGGAGAAGCCGGGCUCAGCGUGUGUGUGCGCGGGAGGCGGCGGCGGCGGAGGGGGGACGCACCGAGGACUGCACCGGCCGAGGGCGCACGGAGCGGGGGAGCGGCGGCACCAAGAAACGGCGGCGGCGGGUCCUUGUGCCCGGGGAGGAGGGCGCAGCCCGCACAGGGGUUUCUACCGAGUUUCCUCUUUUUUUUCGGUCCCUCGGACUCGGCGGCGGGUCUGCGUUUGUCUCUGGAUUUGAAUCCUCCUCCUUCUCCUCCUUCCUCGGGGAAGCUCCCCUCCCCGCCCCCUCCCCUCCCCCACCGCCUCCCUGCCCGCCCGGAGCCAGCCGGGCGCCCCGUGCCGUGGUCGCGUUGCUCGGCGGAGCUGCUGCGGGCGCUCGCCGUCUCUGCGCGGGCUUGAAAUAUGGUUGGGGAAAUGGAAACCAAGGAGAAGCCGAAGCCGAGCCCCGAUUACCUGAUGCAGCUGAUGAACGACAAGAAGCUGAUGAGCAGCCUCCCCAACUUCUGCGGGAUCUUCAACCACCUCGAGCGGCUGCUGGACGAAGAAAUUAGCAGAGUACGGAAAGACAUGUAUAACGACACAUUAAAUGGUAGUACGGAGAAGAGAAGUGCAGAAUUACCAGAUGCUGUGGGACCUAUUGUACAGUUACAAGAGAAACUAUAUGUGCCUGUAAAAGAAUAUCCAGAUUUUAACUUUGUUGGAAGAAUCCUUGGGCCCAGAGGACUAACAGCUAAACAGCUUGAGGCAGAAACAGGAUGCAAGAUAAUGGUCCGAGGGAAGGGCUCAAUGAGGGACAAAAAGAAGGUCUCCUUUAAGAGCAGAGACAACCAUGAUUCAGCAGUUUUGGAGGUAGAGGAAGAACAGAACCGAGGCAAGCCCAAUUGGGAACACCUGAAUGAGGAUUUACAUGUACUUAUCACUGUGGAGGAUGCCCAGAACAGAGCAGAAAUAAAACUGAAGAGGGCUGUUGAAGAAGUAAAAAAGUUACUGAUACCUGCAGCAGAAGGAGAAGACAGCCUUAAAAAGAUGCAGCUGAUGGAGCUUGCAAUUCUGAAUGGCACCUACAGAGAUGCCAACAUCAAAUCACCAGCCCUUGCCUUUUCUCUUGCAGCAACAGCCCAGGCUCCAAGGAUUAUUACUGGGCCUGCGCCUGUUCUCCCACCAGCUGCCCUGCGUACUCCUACGCCAGCUGGCCCUACCAUAAUGCCUUUGAUCAGACAAAUACAGACCGCUGUCAUGCCAAACGGAACUCCUCAUCCCACCGCUGCAAUAGUUCCACCUGGACCCGAAGCUGGUUUAAUUUACACACCAUAUGAAUACCCCUACACGCUGGCACCAGCUACAUCAAUCCUUGAGUAUCCUAUUGAACCUAGUGGUGUAUUAGGUGCGGUGGCUACUAAAGUUCGAAGGCACGAUAUGCGUGUCCAUCCUUACCAAAGGAUUGUGACCGCAGACCGAGCCGCCACCGGCAACUAACCUAUGACCUUCUGACCUCUGAACUCUUCACCCAAUGAUGACCUGACCAUGCCUGCCUGCUGAUCAGUUAACUGGUAAACGCCUUUGCUUGCCUGUCUUCAGUGCAGCGAGCUGAGGCACUUGUCCGUUCGUCUUACCAUCUAACAAAACAGACAAAGAAAUUGUUGUCCUCCAACUCCGCUUUUUGUUGUUCUCCUGUUUGGGUGAAAGUGGUUCUAGAACCUGCACUGAAUAGUAGUAAAGCAAUAAGGUCCAACUCAUCCCUCCGCACUGAUCAUCCUCUAGUGUCCUGCCCCAAGCGAACGGUAAGGAGGCCUCGCACGAGAUGGAGACAGAUGUCCCUUAACUACCCAAUGACAGAGGCAGUUACUGUGAGAGACUUCUAGGAAUAUUUUUCUUCUCAAAAAAAAAAAAAAGAAAAAAGAACAAAAAAAGAUAAAAAAGAUAAAAAAGUCAAAGCUCUCUCUGAAUGUACUGUGUGAUGAUGCAUCAUGCAUGAACCUUUGGUCAGGGAUGUCAUUGGGGAAGGGAUUCCAAAAAGUAUUCAAAAUUUGAUACGCUGUUUAGUCACUACCAGUGCCCUCAAAGGGCAGAUGUUGCAGCCUUUUUUCUAUUGCCUGCCAAAUUGGAUGUUUUAAAGGAAAGUGUGCCAUGAAAUGCAGAUUACAAUGACUUUUCAGAACUACGUUAAUGCAGAGAACAAAACAGCAACAUUGUUAAAGGAAAAUCUGAGUUUAAAUUAUUUUAACCAUAUUUUAAUCUCCUCAGAAGAUUACAUGAGAACAAGGUACAUGCAUUAUGUGUCACAUUACUGGGCAAACUGUUCAAGUAUUUUUUUUAAACCUCCCUGUAUAGAAAAAAUUUCAUUAAGGAUGUAAAAGCCAUGCUUGCCUAUUUGCUGUAUACAUGUAAUGAAAUUGUAGAUAAAGUGUAGUGCAUUGAAACAAAAUGAACAAAAAAGUAGAUACUUUUACUAUACAAGGGUGCUGGUGCAGAAAAAAAAUAUAUUUUUGGAAAUGUAGCAUUUUAUACUUUCAAGUGUUAUAAAAAAAGAAAAAAAGAACAAAGAAACCCUUUAUUUCAUUAAAUGAUUUUUUUCUGGUGGUUGUCAAGAAACAAAAGACCAAAAGAGCCUUUUAGUCUUUCUUUUUUAUUUUUUAAGUAUUGGAAUAAGUCUAAAGAAAAGGAAGUGCCUUAUUUUCUUCAUGGUCAUUUAGUCAAAUGUCUUGUAUAAUCAGCUUCUCCCUCAGACAAGUUACUGCAUGCCACUCAGUCGCCCAGUAUGUGAAAGAAGCUGUGAGGAAAGACAAAUGAUGAGUUGACCAUAUUAAUUACCUGAUUUUUGCCAUAAUAGUGUGAUGUGACUUUGCCAAAAUUUCAUUAUGUAAAAUAUUUGCUAAGUUUUUGUCAAACCAGCCCAUCCUUAUUUCAGCCACUCUACUUUUUAAAUCAUAGCAAAUGCCGUACUUGUGCAAUGUAAACAAAAGGGUUCUGUGAUACAGACUGUCUCAAGCUAAAAGAGACUAUUAGCUGACAACUGUUUGUAGAGCUGGAAGUAUGUCAUUUCUGUUCAGGGAUGGAGAGGAGUUUUCUUGAUUUUGGUUGGAAUAUAUGUACAUAAAAUACACUAGCUUUCGGCAUCACCCAGAAAACUGAUGUUUUGCGGAUGAUGAAAGUGCUAAGCUGGUUUUCAGUUAUAGUCUGAGCGUGUCCCCAGUUUUUACAAGCAGCUCCUGCAGUGGCAAACAGCAUGCAACUUAUUUUUCAACUCUUCUUUGGCUAUUUUUAGAUCUGCCCACUGUCUUUCCUUCAUAAGAUAAGCAGGAGAGGGGCAUGAGCUAAUUGCUUGAAGCCCAGUUAUACUUUAUUUUAACCUUUAUUUCCACAUGAGAUUCAUAGAGCUGGGCAGUUGCAAGAGCUGAAGCUGUUGAACGCACAGUAUUUAAUUCUGAAAACAUGAAGUAUUACUUUGCAUGGGGCUCAGUAUGAAACUUGGCAAAUAUCAGGUGAUAACCAUAUUCCCCUCUUGUCAACUUACUCUCCUCCUGCAAAUCUUCACAGCUUCCAAAUGAAAGGUCAAUAGUAAGCUAAGAGGGCUUACAUUUUUAAGCACCUGCAUGGUGACCUCAUCUAACAUCUUGUCUCACCUGGAAAUAAUUAUCAGUUUAUUUACUAUGCAAUAGACAUUCAUCCUUUCGUAUUCAGCUAGCUUUUUGUUUAUUCUGCCACCAGCUUUGUCUUCCUGUUACACAUACAGUUGUGUUUAUUUUACUUACAGUAUAUGCUGUGCCAUUUUGAUUUUGUGUUGGUUGGUUGAAUAAACUUGCGACACUCGAACAUUUGAAAAGAGAUUUGCUAAAACAAUACCAGUAUUUGAUCCAGUUUCAUCUCAACUAUGAUAAAACCUGGACAUUUUAGAUGUUUAUCAAAGGUCUUUUACUAGGGGGGAGGGGAAGUGUAUGAAAUAGAUGUGUGACAUGUGAAAGUAAUGUUUGCUCUGAACAAACUUCUGAAAACUUAGUUGACAAAAUUUUGGAUCAACUUAAAAAAAAAAAAGCAUGACUUUUGAAAUCUCUGAAUGCCUUGGUUCUCAGUAUUAUCAUUCUUUAAUGACUUUUUCUUUAUUAAAAUAAGUAGUUUUAAGACUUCUUUCUGACAGUAUUAUGUAAUUUUUUUAGAGUGGGUAGAUGGGAGUGUCGCUUGUAUGUAACCGUACAAAUGACAUGUAUUUGUCUAUUCUUUAUUAUCUUAGUAGUUUCAUGCUAUGUAUGUACCAUAACCAACCUAUUGCCUAUGAGAAACAUGUAAGAUAAUGUAUUUACAGCCAUUGUUACAAGUUUAUAAUGUAUUUUUCUAUCUUGUUUUAUAUGUAUGUUAUAUAACAUUCAAAAGAAUUUUUUUCCUGAUUGAGAAAAAAAGGAUACAAAAAUGCAAAACCCACAAUUUUGAUAACUGAAAAAUUGCCAAUUGUUUUGCAGUACUUUAUUAUAUUGGGAGUGUUGUCUUUCUUGGGCUUUUAGUUAGCUACUGGAUGAAUACAUUAGACAUAUUUGGGUUUUAGUUGGGUUUUUACAUAGCUUGCAUUUUAAUUCUUUGGUUCUUUGCUGUUUCUAUUAACCCAUAGCAUUAUUUUAAUAAAUGUUAUAAUACCAACCUACUAACUCUGGACUAUGUCUGUUUAUUAACCAUUACAUGUUUAAUUAAAAUAAACAAAUAAAGACGGAAGAAUGUAAAGUCUUGAGUUACUGGACUAACCCUGAAGAACGUGACCACAGAUAACACAACGUGACUUGUUUUUAUGUUGUUUGUCGGCUGACAUUCUGCACACUACUUUUAAGUUGGCUUUGGUAAUUCUGGCCUUUUACCUUGGGGAAUAGGUGCCAGUAGAAAUGGGAACAAUGUAGCAUUUUUUGAGGCAUUCUUCUUGUAGAGUCUUGCCACUUGCCUUUCAGCAUCUGCAUUACUAAUUCCACACUUUCUUUUUUCUUUCUCUUAAAUAAUUACUCUUGGCUCACAGCAAAAGAGCAAAGAUGCCAGUGUAUUGGUAAAUUGUGAUGGUGUACAGAAACCAGUUUGAUUCUUUGUUGAACCAUUCAGAGGUUGCAGUUAAUCUCACAGGCAUUUGUAAUUGUUGGUUUUGGCACCUGAUUCACUGUUGCAUCAUGUGAUGUUUCUAAGCACAAAAUGCUUCUAGAUAUAAUCACCAUACAUUGAAAUACAAAAUGUGGGGGUUUUCCUUGCUGAAAGUCCCUUAUUUCCUUCAUGCCAUGCUAUUUUUAAGUACCUUUUCUUUUGUAUGUUUGUACUUCUGGUACAGUCAGUAUUGCCUAGCUCAGGGGAGUACAAUUUCUGUAAGCCAAAGGUCAAACUGGAUCAUUUCCUCAUGACUAUAGAAAAUGCAAAAACACACCUUUUGCUAAAUUGUCAAGCAACAGCCACUUCAAAUUCCAGGGCUGCCUUUAUGUGAUCUUUAUCCCUGUGGAUGAGUGUAGCAACAUGAGUGCAGGGAAUUGAAAUGGUGAAAAUGCUGUUUUGAAUGUGUACAACUAUGCAAAUAUUUUUACAGAAACAUUUCUCUUUUUUAAAACUUCUGCUGUCUGAGACUCUUUUACAUACCCUGGGUUGUCUUCCUGGAUUUGUCAUCUGAAGUGGACAGGAAUUACAGCCAAUGUUGAGGGAGAUCCUCAAUGUACAUCACUCUUCAGAUAUCAACAGUUUUUGUGAAAGCCUAGGGUUUUUUUUCUGUAGAGAGUAAAAUUCAGAAGAGGAGUCAUUGCAUCUGUUCAAAUGCCUUCUUUAAUUUAUCAUGUUUCAAACUACGUAUCUUAAAACCCAUGCAAUAUAAAAUAAGUUUUAAGUUCUUACAGUACUGAUAGUAAUCAAGAUAGAAUGCAUCUUUGUUUUAUGGAGGAAAAAUAAGUUUGCUCUGAUUAAGAUGUUUGUUAGUUUUUUAAUGGUGUAUAGUGCUUUGUUUUACAAAAAUAUAUAGGUACAGUUGAAAUAUCAGUGCAUUUAGAAUGGUUUCACUUGUACAGAAUUUUUUUUUAACAGAUCAUGAAUGUCCUGCUAUCCUAAAAGUCAGCCACAGGCAGAUAAAAAAAAUAAAAUAGACAUUUACAGUAGAUAGCGUCAGGACCUUAUGAUUGUGGCACAAAUGUCAUUUCAGAACCAGUGAUUUAUAUUCCUAAAGAAUUUUAUUAGCAACACACAUAUAAACUUGGUUAAGUACUCUCUCCAGUAUAGGUGAAACUAUUCAGAUGGGACAAAAGAUGAGUAUUUUAUAUUGAAGAAUUCCCAGAACUACUCCUUUUCUGUAAUGUUUUUAUUAUUUUAUAUUUUUAUUAGAUAUGAACUACUGUCAUAUGUUGUCCACAGUGCAUUUUCAUCUCAUUCUUCAUUAUGUGCAGUAGUGGAAGUUACUGUAAGUUUCAAAGUACUUUAAACUCUUUUUUUCAGUGAUGUCUAGUGAUAGGACAAGGAGCAAUGGAUGCAAACUGGAACAUAGGAGGUUCCAUGUAAACAUCAGAAAAAACUUCUUUACUGUGAGAGUGACAGACACUGGAACAGGCUGCCCAGAGAGGCUGUGGAGUCUCCUUCGCUGGAGACAUUCAAAACCCGCCUGGACAAGUUCCUGUGUGAUGUGCUCUAGGUGACCCUGCUCUGGCAGGGGGGUUGGACUGGAUGAUCUUUCGAGGUCCCUUCCAACCCCUAAGAUUCUGUGACACAAAAACAGGAAACCUCUAAAAUCAAAACUUUCUACUAAUUAUUGUUGUUCACCAAAUGCAUUUCUUGGUUUACCUAAGUGCCUUUCUGAAAACUUAACUAUUUUAUACUUUGCUUGCUUAUUGGAAAGUAACAAACUAUUUUUAGAACUGAAUCUGUAGGUUGUUCUUUAUUAUUAUUUUGGGGCUAAAUUGUCCUAACAUUUGAAAGAUCAUACAUUCAAGUCAAUGCUAAUGCUAGUAAUGCUGGUCCAGUAAAGUGGGAUUUAUUUUAGGGCAAAUUGUGGGUUUUUUUAUAGGUUAGAAUAUAAACAAAAAUGUUAUCAUAGAGCCUUUCAAAGUAAAAUCUAAACAAUACUAUUCACUUCAUAAGAGUGAACUGUUGUACCAAAGUACAACAAAUUUGCUUUCUCUGAGAAUAUUUUUGUGUGUGUAAUAUAAAUCCAGAGUAUAUGUCAUUAAGAGUCUUCAGGGGCAUCCUUCAAAUGUUUUAGAUGAACACGUUCAUUGUAUACUGACAAUAUUGUUAUUUUAUUUGAAGAUAUAUUUUAAAAGUAUGUCCAAAAUCUGCGUGUAACUAAUGGGUUAUUCCCAGAUUGUACUCUUUGACAGGGACCACUACAAAGUUUUCUGCCCUGAAAAUGCAGGGAAACAUUAAAGUGUGUUGCCAUCCAUUUAGAAAUCACUUUAGCUUGGGAAAAACAUACUUAUGAGUAUAUGAAACGUGGUUAUUUGUGUCUGGGUAAAAAUAGCAGUCAUUAAAAUAGCACAUUGUACAGAAUGGAAUCCAAGUAACAUUCCUUGGGUUGAAAGUACGUAACUUUAUUGGAAUUUCUCUUUUGUUUUUAAUAUAGUUGAUUAUCUUUUUCUCAAACACUAUUAAUGGAAUACUAUCCAAAUAAUGCAUGAACCGUAACAUUAACACAUGGUAAUCAAUGUUGAAUCAAACUGGUUAACGAAAGUACAGUGCUCUUCCUUCUGUGUGCCUGUGCACUAAUUGCAGGUGGUAUGGUUCUGCAUAGGAAGGGAGUGCUGGGCAGAGCAGGUUGCAGCGCUGGUUUCUUGAUGCCAGCAGUUCGGAUGUCCGUCUUUGACCGCAGACUAACUGGGAGAAAUCUUGACUCCCAAGGUGGAAAGAUCUGAAACUCUUUGAAGAAUUAAUUGAGAAACAACAGAACAACAUUUAUACAUAUAUGCUUUGACUUGUAUUAUGGCAGUUUGUGUGAAACAUUUAAGGUUUUGUUUGUGCAAAAUAAUGUAUUCUGAGGGGAAAAACAAACAUGGACGUUGCCAAAACACAUGUAAAUAAAACACCAUUUAUGACUGUACAUUAUGUGCAAUAAAGUAACUGGAAAAAGUGCAUGUACUUUAUCCUCAAAAGCAAACUGACGGCUCUCAAAGCUGUAGCUGUAGUUUUAUUUUCUGAAAAGUUAAAUUUUAUUCUGUAUCUAAACAGCAGAAUAAAGAAUGUACAUUUUUCACACUUCAAUUUUCAUUAAUGUUAUGGAAGAUGUUACUUGUUGAAGAGGCUUACAAUUUCAUGGUCGUCUGUUUACCAGAGUUUUUUUUGUUUCAUAGCUUCUUACUGCAUAUGUUGUUGUUCUUGUCUGUAGCUGUAAAGGAAGCAACUGUGCAUUGGGUACUCUUAAGUGUGCAAUGCGUAUUUUGAUUAUAGGUACAUGGAUGCACUGAUUGCAUGAAUUUCUUCAAGGUGGCCAAGUGAUUUUGAUGCUAUUGUACUUCUGUUAGAAUUGUUUAGAGCAAGUGAGGAAAAGGAGUACUACUCUGUUGUGAAGCCUACCAGUGGUCUGGGGGGAGGUUCUGGUUACCGUAGAAAAUAAAGAUAAGAAAUCUGUCA
This is a messenger RNA of Apus apus (common swift), 8829 nucleotides long. RefSeq names its product QKI, KH domain containing RNA binding (gene QKI). NCBI's taxonomy places the organism in Eukaryota, Metazoa, Chordata, Aves, Apodiformes, Apodidae. The transcript has 9 exons. Bases 676 to 1749 code for a protein of 357 amino acids. Gene Ontology annotation, biological process: regulation of mRNA splicing, via spliceosome. The record is from RefSeq and is a predicted model, not a curated record. Gene Ontology annotation, molecular function: mRNA binding. Gene Ontology annotation, cellular component: nucleus.